Propithecus coquereli (Coquerel's sifaka) is the source of this 2297-nucleotide messenger RNA. It is a transcript of the gene WDR36, whose product is annotated as WD repeat domain 36. Gene Ontology annotation, cellular component: small-subunit processome; Pwp2p-containing subcomplex of 90S preribosome. Gene Ontology annotation, biological process: rRNA processing. The transcript is spliced from 18 exons. NCBI's taxonomy places the organism in Eukaryota, Metazoa, Chordata, Mammalia, Primates, Indriidae. The record is from RefSeq and is a predicted model, not a curated record. Gene Ontology annotation, molecular function: protein binding. Bases 1 to 2253 code for a protein of 750 amino acids.
AUGCGAUUGGCAGGGGGCGCCGGAAGCGCUUUUGAGUCUCCAGCUCCGGCAAAGAUUGUUCCACGAGACGCGCGGAAAGGGUUGGGUGCGCGGUUUCCUUUAGGACCCAAGUGGAGAAGAACCACGACCCCGGAGGAGAUGGAACCCAGCUCCGAAAGCCGCACGUCCAGCGCGCUGUUUGCGGGGUUCCGGGCCUUGGGGCUUUUCAGCAACGACAUUCCACACGUGGUGCGGUACAGCGCGCUCAAGCGCCGGUUCUACGUGACGACCUGCGUAGGCAAGAGUUUCCAUACCUAUGACGUUCAGAAACUUAGACUGGUUGCAGUAAGUAAUUCUGUUCCACAGGAUAUCUGCUGUAUGGCUGCUGAUGGCAGGCUAGUCUUUGCUGCUUAUGGGAAUGUUUUCUCUGCAUUUGCCCGUAAUAAAGAGAUAGUACGUACCUUUAAGGGUCAUAAGGCAGAAAUCCAUCUUUUACAACCCUUUGGGGAUCACGUUAUCUCUGUUGAUGCUGACAGCAUUCUCAUUAUUUGGCACAUAUAUUCAGAAGAAGAAUACCUGCAAUUGACUUUUGAGAAAUCAGUAUUUAAAAUUUCUGCAAUUUUGCAUCCAAGUACCUACUUGAAUAAAAUACUUCUGGGCAGUGAACAGGGAAGCCUGCAGUUGUGGAAUAUAAAAUCCAAAACAGAUGGUCAUCCCAUAAUGGCAGCUGGAAGCCCAUGUGGUCAUAUUGGACUCUGGGAUCUAGAAGACAAAAAAUUAAUUAAUCAAAUUAGAAAUGCACACUCUACAGCAAUUGCCGGACUGACAUUUCUCCAUAGAGAGCCACUUCUUGUCACAAAUGGUGCUGACAACGCUCUCAGGAUAUGGAUAUUUGAUGGUCCUACAGGUGAAGGCCGACUUUUGAGAUUCAGAAUGGGACAUAGUGCUCCUCUUACCAGUAUCAGAUAUUAUGGACAAAAUGGGCAACAGAUUCUAAGCGCAAGUCAAGAUGGAACUCUUCAGUCAUUUUCCACAAUACAUGAAAAAUUCAACAAGAGCUUGGGACAUGGAUUAAUAAAUAAAAAGAGAGUCAAGCGGAAAGGACUUCAGAAUACCAUGUCAGUGAGACUUCCACCCAUCACAAAGUUUGCGGCAGAGGAAGCUCGUGAGAGUGACUGGGAUGGUAUCAUUGCUUGCCAUCAAGGUAAGCUAUCUUGCUCAACCUGGAAUUAUCAAAGAUCUACAAUAGGUGCUUACUUUCUCAAGCCAAAAGAGUUGAAGAAAGACGACAUAACUGCAACAGCUUUUAGUCCUGAUGGUCGUUGGUUAAUAAGUGCUGCCAUGGAUUGCUCUAUUAGGACUUGGGACCUUCCAUCUGGGUGCCUUAUAGACUGCUUUUUGUUGGACUCGGCUCCUCUCAAUGUUACUAUGUCUCCUACUGGAGACUUUCUGGCAACUUCCCAUGUGGACCACCUUGGAAUUUAUCUAUGGUCCAAUAUUUCCCUGUAUUCAAUUGUUUCAUUACGGCCACUUCCUACAGAUUAUGUCCCUUCAGUAGUGAUGCUUCCUGGUACUUGUCAAACUCAAGAUGUAGAAGUAUCAGAAGAAAUAAUAGAACCAAGUGAUGAAAUGAUAGAGUAUAAUUCACCAGAACAGUUGAAUGAGCAAUUGGUGACUCUUUCACUUCUCCCUGAAUCACGGUGGAAAAAUCUUCUUAAUCUUGAUGUCAUUAAGAAAAAGAAUAAACCAAAGGAACCACCAAAAAUACCCAAAUCAGCACCAUUUUUUAUUCCAACAAUUCCUGGCCUUGUACCCAGAUAUGCUGCACCUGAACAAAACAAUGAUCCCCAGCAGUCUAAAGUGGUAAAUCUUGGAAUUUUGGCUCAAAAAUCAGAUUUCUGCUUGAAACUUGAAGAAGGACUGAUUAAUAAUAAAUAUGAUGCUGCUCUCAACCUACUGAAAGAAUUAGGCCCAUCAGGAAUUGAAACAGAACUGCGAAGCUUGUCUCCUGAUUGUGGCGGUUCUAUAGAAGUCAUGCAGAGCUUCCUGAAAAUGAUUGGGAUGAUGUUGGAUAGAAAGCGUGAUUUCGAGUUAGCCCAGGCAUACCUUGCGUUGUUUCUAAAGUUACACCUCAAAAUGCUUCCUUCAGAGCCAAUACUCUUAGAAGAAAUGACAAAGUUGUCAUCACAGGUGGAAGAAAACUGGAUUCAUUUACAAUCACUCUUCAAUCAAAGCAUGUGUGUUUUAAAUUAUAUCAAAAGUGCUUUAUUAUAAAAAACUUCUGACUAAAAGACAUAUAUUAAAUAGGUUUAAUUUAA